UCAGAAAUUACCCCCACUCUUCUUCUUCUUCUUCUUAAUAUUUCCAGAAACUCUGUUUCACUUAAUGGGUACAGAGAGAAAUCAAAUGAGUGACAAGAUGAUUGAAAGUACGCCAUUGAUCACUCAUUCUUCGGAUUCGGGACACAACAACUUUGACAGAACAGGGAAUGUAUGGAGUGCGGCGGCGCAUAUAAUAACAGGGGUGAUAGGGGCGGGGGUUCUGUCGCUGGCGUGGGCGACGGCGCAGCUAGGGUGGAUCGCAGGUCCAUUGUGCAUCAUACUGUUUGCGAUCACGACCCUUGUUUCUGUGUACCUCCUCUGUGACUGCUAUAGAUUCCCUCAUCCUGAGACCGGAGAACUUCGGAACCGCUCCUUCACUGAUGCUGUCAAGCUUUACCUGGGGGAGACAAAUAAAAAGUUUUGUACGGUAUUGGUGAACGAGAGCCUUUGUGGCACUACCAUUGCCUACGUCUUUACAACUGCUUCCAGUGUCAGUGUUAGUUCAGGACCAAAACGUACAUGGUUGGCUGGUUUCUGUCAAUAUUUGAACUUGUGUGGGACUAGUAUCGCUUACGUUAUUACCACAGCAACCAGUCUGAGGGCAAUUCUGAAGUCAAACUGUUAUCACAAGUAUGGACACCACGCUCGUUGUCACUAUGGGGAAACCUUGUUCAUGGUGCUGUUUGGAGUUGUACAGUUCUUUAUGUCAUUCAUACCAGAUCUCCAUAAUAUGGCAUGGGUUUCAAUUGUUGCUGCAAUUAUGUCAUUUUCAUAUUCUUUUAUUGGACUAGGACUUGGAAUUGCAAAAGUUAUUGAAAAUGGGACAAUUAAGGGAAGCAUAACAGGAGUACCAACUAGUAAUGCUGUUGAAAAGCUAUGGUUAGUGUUUCAAGCACUAGGUGACGUUGCCUUUGCCUAUCCAUACUCAGUCAUUCUCCUUGAAAUACAAGAUACGUUGAAGUCUCCGCCACCUGAAAACCAGACCAUGAAGAAGGCCUCCAUGAUAUCAGUCCUUGUCACUACCUUCUUUUACCUUUGUUGUGGAUGCUUUGGAUAUGCAGCAUUUGGAAGCAAUACGCCCGGAAACUUAUUGACAGGCUUCGGCUUCUACGAGCCUUUCUGGCUUGUUGACUUUGCUAAUGCUUGCAUUGUUGUUCAUUUGGUGGGAGGAUAUCAGGUACUUGUCUCGUGAACACUUAACAGAAACUGGUGUACUUUGUAGCGUGAUUUCUUUGAUGAAUGUCUGUUUUUUCUUUCUUUUUUUUUUUUCAGCCUGAGAUUU
This is a messenger RNA of Neltuma alba, 1282 nucleotides long. Its product is annotated as probable amino acid permease 7. The transcript has 7 exons. The coding region runs from base 65 to 1192 and encodes 375 amino acids. NCBI's taxonomy places the organism in Eukaryota, Viridiplantae, Streptophyta, Magnoliopsida, Fabales, Fabaceae. The record is from RefSeq and is a predicted model, not a curated record.